AUGGCCAGUGAGAAACCCCACAGCAGCGUUCCUGCACGCCUCCCAGCUCCACACUCCAGGAUCAGUAGAACACGAGCGUCUCGCCAGUCUCGUAAGAAGGCAAAGGACCUUCCCUCCUUGUGUUUUGCCGACGAGAGCUCAGAGCCACUGCGAGCUGCCAAUUGCUCGAGUGAGCCUUGGGAGCAGCCGGGUGCGUUCCGUAUCAGGUUGGAGCCGCUGUCCAUAGCCGGAGCUCCUGAUCCUGUGGCUGCACCCCGCGGCAAGCCUGCGCCUCCGGACCCGCCGCCAGUCACCACGCCUCCGGACCCGCCUUUCAGGCUGAAGAGAGCGGCGUGUUUAGAGCAGGAGGUUUUUGUACAGCCAGUAAACCAGUUUGUAUCACUGUGGUGGACUUUUGGUGGAGGAACCAAACUGUCAGUUGGAAGUGUGGCCGCGCCCACCCUCACGGUCCUGCCCCCCUCCAGCGUGGAGCUGCAGCAGGGGAAGGCCACACUCGUGUGUUUGGCCAACAAGGGCUUCCCCUCAGACUGGAGGCUGAGCUGGAAGGUGGACGGGAGCAGCUGGAGCUCGGGGGUUAGCCAGAGCCCCGGGCUUCUGCAGAAGGACGACGGCCUCUACAGCUGGAGCAGCACCCUGACCCUCCAGGAGGACCAGUGGCUAAAGAAGACAGUGACCUGUGAGGCCACCAAGGACUCCCAGACUCCUGUCAGCCAAACCCUGAGCAGAGAGCAAUGCACUGGGCAGUGAGCGUCCACGCGUGUG
Pygocentrus nattereri (red-bellied piranha) is the source of this 762-nucleotide messenger RNA. Its product is annotated as T cell receptor beta chain MC.7.G5-like. The transcript is spliced from 5 exons. The record is from RefSeq and is a predicted model, not a curated record. The coding region runs from base 1 to 747 and encodes 248 amino acids. NCBI's taxonomy places the organism in Eukaryota, Metazoa, Chordata, Actinopteri, Characiformes, Serrasalmidae.